This is a messenger RNA of Hevea brasiliensis (rubber tree), 1163 nucleotides long. Its product is annotated as non-specific lipid transfer protein GPI-anchored 5-like. NCBI's taxonomy places the organism in Eukaryota, Viridiplantae, Streptophyta, Magnoliopsida, Malpighiales, Euphorbiaceae. Bases 443 to 970 code for a protein of 175 amino acids. The record is from RefSeq and is a predicted model, not a curated record. Gene Ontology annotation, molecular function: lipid binding. Gene Ontology annotation, biological process: lipid transport. The transcript is spliced from 3 exons.
UUACAACUACAGGAAAUCUCACUUCUAGAAACGACAAAUUUAUAUCAGAAGAUAUGAUCAAUUUGGAAGUUAGGUCAUCAGAUUACUCUCUUUCCAUCAGAUCUAAGUCACUUCUACAGUUCUAUUUGCUGCUGCACACAAUCAUUUCAACCAGAAGCUUAAUUACUGUGCAAUGAAUCUUAAACCUCAUCACAUUGUAUAAUGACACGUUCACUAUUUUCUUAUAAUAAUUGCAAAUCUUACCUCAUAGAGUCUGUUCUAGUUCACCAAGCCUUAACAGGUAGAGUUUACCACCCAAAUAAACAAAUGAAAAUACUUGUCCUUAUAAAUUAGUCCUCUCCUUUCACUAAACUCCAUGCAUCAGUUUUAUCUUGUAGACCAGCAAUUGCAAAGACUCUAUAGACUUCAGUAACACUUCCAAGAAUCAUCUUCACUAUUCAACAUGGCCUCAAGGGGAAUCAACAGUACCAGUUUAGUUGUUCUCCUUGUGGCCAUGUUGUGGGCAAGAGCCACAGCUCAAUCAGGCUGCACCAGCGUGAUUAUCGGCCUGGCUCCAUGCCUAAAUUAUGUUACAGGAAGCUCAUCAACUCCAUCAUCUUCAUGCUGCUCGCAAUUGGCUAGUGUCGUUCAAUCACAGCCGCAAUGUCUCUGCUCAGUACUAAACGGCGGUGGUGCAUCAUUGGGUGUUACUAUAAACCAGACGCUUGCUCUGGCGCUUCCUGGUGCCUGCCAUGUGAAAACUCCUCCUGUUAGCAAGUGCAAUGAUGCUGCUAAUGGAACCUCAACGUCUGAUCCUCCAGUGGGUUCUCCUGAAAGUUCGCCAGCUGAUUCUUCAGUAACAGGAGGAUCAAAAGCAGUUCCAGCGACGGAGACGAGCUCUGCCAAUGGCUUCAAAAUGGACAUGACCUUUCAGCUCGUUCUCUUUGCUAUGUUCAUGGCAUCAUGUGCCUCAACUAUUAGCAGCUUCUGAGUCACAUUUGGGGUGUCUUUGAGCUUCUUCUAUAUUAUGUGUGUGCUCGUUUUAAUUGUGUUAGUACCUCUAGAAAAGUUUUACAUUGUAAUGUGCUUAAUCUUGUAUGAGUGGUUUGUGUUUGCUUAAUCCGUUGUGACGCUUGCUUUGCUAUAUCAGUAUAAUAAAACGCCAGCUUUUAGGCUUUGUGUUC